Messenger RNA from Aspergillus tanneri, 576 nucleotides. Its product is annotated as HIT family protein. The transcript is spliced from 2 exons. The record is from RefSeq and is a predicted model, not a curated record. Gene Ontology annotation, molecular function: catalytic activity. The coding region runs from base 1 to 576 and encodes 191 amino acids. NCBI's taxonomy places the organism in Eukaryota, Fungi, Ascomycota, Eurotiomycetes, Eurotiales, Aspergillaceae.
AUGCCCCCCGCUCUAAAAAGCGCCCCGAUCUAUUUCGGCCCAUUCCUGGUGACAUCGCAGGUCUUCCAUCAAACCCCCCUCACAAUAGCAUUAGUAAACCUCAAACCCAUCCUGCCAGGCCACGUCCUUGUCUCCCCGCGCAGGAUCGUACCCCGCGUGAGCGACCUCACCGCCACCGAAACCAGCGAUCUAUUCCUGACUGUGCGACGCGUCGGACGCAUGAUCGAACGAGUCUACGGCGCGAGUAGUCUGAAUAUAGCUGUUCAGGACGGGGUAGAUGCGGGUCAGAGUGUUCCGCAUGUGCAUGCGCAUAUAAUUCCGAGGAAAAAGACGGAUUUGGAUCAUUUGGGUGGUACGGAUGCUGUGUAUGAUUUAUUGGAUGGGGUGGAAGGGGAUCUAGGUCGGGUAUAUAAGGAGAGGGAGGGGAGGGAGCUAGAGAAUGGUGGUGGUCAUGCUCAACGAGAGAGGUCGCGGUUUCCGGCGGUGGAUAAUGAGGAGAGGAGGCCGAGGAGUAUGCAAGAGAUGGAGGAGGAGGCGAGGAUGUUGGAGAGGGAAAUAGAGAAGGAGGUUGACUGA